CAUUGGUCCCGCUGCACCGGGCCUGCUGGGCUCCGCUUCCGUUCCACCGCUCAGCUGCCGCCUCGUGGGGCCACCAAGGGCAGGCAUCCCAGGGGCUUUGUCUGACUGGACUGGGCCAGUGCAGAAUGGGGGUUCUGGAAGGGCUGUUCGGGAUGCUGGGCUUCCUGGGGGUGGCCCUGGGGGGCUCCCCUGCCCUCCACUGGUACAGGACCUCCUGCCACUUGACCAAGCCCGUCCCUGGCAACCCACUGGGGUCCCUGAGCUUCCUGGCCAAGGAUGCUCAGGGACUGGCCCUGAUCCAUGCCCGCUGGGAUGCGCAUAGGAGGCUGCAGGCAUGUAGCUGGGAGGAUGAGCCGGAGCUCACCGCAGCCUACGGUGCCCUCUGUUCUCAUGACAUUGCCCGGAGCUCCUUCAUCCACGCCCCUGGACCUGAGCUGCAGAGAGCACUGGCCACUCUUCCGAGUCAGUGGGAGGCAUGCCGAGGGCCUGAGGAGAGUCCAGCAGGGGCUAGGAAGAAGCGAGCAGCAGGGCAGAGUGGAGUCCCUGGUGGAGGGCACCAGCGAGGGAAGAGAGGAUGGACCAUGCCUGGCACACUGUGGUGUGGAGUUGGAGACUCUGCUGGGAACUCCUCAGAGCUGGGGGUCUUCCAGGGACCUGAUCUCUGUUGCCGGGAACAUGACCGCUGCCCACAGAACAUCUCACCCUUGCAGUACAACUAUGGCAUCCGAAACUACCGAUUCCACACCAUCUCCCACUGUGACUGUGACACCAGGUUCCAGCAAUGCCUGCAGAACCAGCGCGACUCCAUCUCCGACAUCGUGGGCGUGGCCUUCUUCAACGUGCUGGAGAUCCCCUGCUUUGUGCUGGAGGAGCAGGAGGAGUGUGUGGCGUGGUACUGGUGGGGCGGGUGUAGGACGUAUGGCACAGUGCCCCUCGCUCGCCUUCGGCCCAGGACCUUCUACAAUGCCUCCUGGAGCUCCUGGGCCACCUCCCCAACUCCCAGCUCCCAGAGCCCAGCCCCUCCCAAGCCUCGACAGAAGCAGCACCUUCAGAAGUGGCCACCACAGCAGAAAGGGUCCAAGCACCCCAGCAAAGCCAACACCACCGUCCUCCAGGACCCUAUGGUCUCUCCCAGGCUUGAUGUGGCCCCCACAGGCCUUCAGGGCCCACAGGGUGGCCUAAAACCUCAGGGUGCCCACCGGGUCUGCCGCAGCUUUCGCCGCCACCUGGACCAGUGUGAGCACCAGAUUGGACCCCAGGAAAUCAAGUUCCAGCUGCUCAACAGCGCCCAAGAGCCCCUCUUCCACUGCAACUGCACACGCCGUCUGGCACGCUUCCUGAGGCUCCACAGCCCAUCUGAGGUUACCAACAUGCUUUGGGAGCUGCUGGGCACAACCUGCUUCAAGCUGGCCCCUCCACUGGACUGUGUGGAAGGCAAAGACUGUUCCAGAGACCCUAGGGCCAUCAAGGUGUCAGCCCGGCACUUGCGGAGGCUUCAGCAGAGGCUACGCCAGCUCCAGCAUAAAGGCACAGACGAGAGGCAGGCAUGGCCUUCAGAGCCCCCGAGAGGCCCCGUGUCAUUCUACAACCAGUGCCUGCAGCUAACCCAGGCAGCCAGGAGACCCGACGGGCAGCAGAAAUCCUGGAGCCAGUGACCUCAGUUUCAGCUUUCCUGGGUACCAGCCUGGACCUUGCCCGUGGCUUUGCCAGGCGCUGGGAAUCUCAGCCUUCCCUCCAUAGGUUACACUGAAGCAUGGCAGAGGCUGUUGUGGACAAUCAAGAGGCUGAAUGGGGGGAUCUCAAGGCCCAAAUGCUGGAGCACAU
Messenger RNA from Piliocolobus tephrosceles (Ugandan red Colobus), 1824 nucleotides. It is a transcript of the gene PLA2G3, whose product is annotated as phospholipase A2 group III. Gene Ontology annotation, biological process: phospholipid metabolic process; arachidonate secretion. The transcript is spliced from 7 exons. The record is from RefSeq and is a predicted model, not a curated record. NCBI's taxonomy places the organism in Eukaryota, Metazoa, Chordata, Mammalia, Primates, Cercopithecidae. Gene Ontology annotation, molecular function: A2-type glycerophospholipase activity. Bases 126 to 1655 code for a protein of 509 amino acids.